Penicillium mononematosum is the source of this 1059-nucleotide messenger RNA. RefSeq lists its product as uncharacterized. The transcript is spliced from 3 exons. NCBI's taxonomy places the organism in Eukaryota, Fungi, Ascomycota, Eurotiomycetes, Eurotiales, Aspergillaceae. The record is from RefSeq and is a predicted model, not a curated record. Bases 1 to 1059 code for a protein of 352 amino acids.
AUGGUCAAGGAAACAAAAACAAGGACACUAAAUGUCCAGCCUGAAAAAAGCCAAGGAGAGGAUGACAACAAACAUGUAUCAUUCCAUCCGCACCAUAUCACCCUCGAGACCUUCCGCAACCUGCUAUCCCACUACCCUUCAACGGUAGAGCGAGUUCACCGCAGCAAGCUGAUGUUAAAGCUGCAGUCGAAGACGGGAAAGGGACCAAAACGAAAGGCCGAGACGAAGACCAGUGCAGCUUCGACCACAAAAGCAGAGCUCGAUUCGUCGGAAGAGAAGCAUAUUCUCGAAGAGACGGAUAAAUUCCUCCAGCUUGACCGGUGGCGAUAUGAAGACCUGCCGAAGAUUAUCGCGGAGCGGACGAAUGGAAUUGAUAUCAUGGAAUGGAAGACGAAACACGGAGUCUCCCGUCCCAUGCUAAUGGGAAUGGUGAAAAGCAACCCAGCCACAACAAUCACAAAGUCUACAUCCACGGCUUUCGCCGCUCUCCCAGAUGCGGAUCCUUUGGUUGCUCCGAACGAUGCAUUCCCUAAAACCAGUCUGGAUGCCCUUACUGCGCCUAUCCGUGGCGUUGGCCCGGCUACCGCAUCUCUGAUUUUGUCUAUCGCCACGGUCUUCGGCGACGCUAAGAAACAAGUCCCGUUUUACAGCGACGAUGUGUACCUUUGGCUGUGUCUAAUGGAUUUUCCCGAGGGUCCGGAUGCCACGGAGCAGAAGCCUUCUAAGCAUAAGAAGCCCAAUGGGGAGUUGAUUGUCAAGUACAAUAUGAAUGAGUAUCGAGAGCUGUGGAGUGCUUCGCAGGAGCUGCGCGCACGGCUGAACAAUUCCGCUGGGGAGAAGUCUGGGGAUGGACCUGUCUCGUUUAUCGACAUCGAGAGGGCUGCUUAUGUGCUCCGCAAUAUCGCUGUCUCGGAUUACUUUGUCAGUCAAGAACCAGAGGCUGGUUUAAAUGUUGUGAAAGAUAUGGAGUCGGCGAAUAACCCGCUACCAAAUGAAUCAGAGAAGGAUUCUAGUGAGCCUGGCACGAGGCGUAGUAAGAGGACGAAGAAAGAAGCAUGA